Lytechinus pictus (painted urchin) is the source of this 7917-nucleotide messenger RNA. Its product is annotated as cytochrome P450 2J6-like. Lineage: Eukaryota; Metazoa; Echinodermata; Echinoidea; Temnopleuroida; Toxopneustidae. The record is from RefSeq and is a predicted model, not a curated record. The coding region runs from base 2533 to 4182 and encodes 549 amino acids. Gene Ontology annotation, cellular component: intracellular membrane-bounded organelle; cytoplasm. Gene Ontology annotation, biological process: xenobiotic metabolic process. The transcript has 5 exons. Gene Ontology annotation, molecular function: heme binding; steroid hydroxylase activity; iron ion binding.
GGGGGGGGGGAUAAAACGAAUAAUAGUUUCUAGUUUCUACGUACUUACAACACAAAUAAAAAAACAAAAGAAACACAUUCUAGUCUUCCAGUUUCUUACACUGAGAGUUACAUAAGAUAUACUAAAGCUUAAAAAUUAAGCUUAUUGUUGUAAACGGAUGAGAAGAUGGGAAGAUAAGCCUAUGUCAGGAUUAUACCACAGAAGGGUAAAUCCUAGCUAUCAAGAAUUGUGUCGACGAGUCAGGCAGGUAGAGUCCUUGCCAUUAGUCAGUCAUUCAUUCGAUAGGAAUAACGAUCGUAUUUGUACAUGGAAUAAUCUACCUCACGUAUCCAAAGGACAAAUCGACUGAAGUGAUAUGUAUAAUAAUAAUACUAUCCUUUACAUGUAUGAUGAUAAUGUAUUAUGAUGUUAUAUGAAAUAACCAAAAUAAACGAACAAAACAUCUAACCAAUAAAUCGAUAUAGGUUUCAGCAAAAAAAAAAUAGCACAUAAAAAGAAUAAUAUGAAGUUAUAGUAUGAAAUAUUAUAAUUAUCAAAACCAACAUGAAAAUAAUCUGAUAUUACUGCUCCUAGAUUGAUCGCGCUUCGGGUAAAAAAGAACAUUAGUUGUUAUAUUUCCUUGCUCUUACAACUUUUUGUUUGAAAGCAGGCUCGUCCUUGCCAUUCGUUUUACGUCGUAUAUGUCCAUGAGUAAUUCACGUCCUUGCCUUUUCUCUUGUUUUUAUCUUUCAGAGGUACCUCUCUAUUUAUAUACAUGCCUUACUAGGGCGGGAGGAGAGGGGGUUGGUUCGUUGUACCUUAUAUUACACAUACAUGGCCAUGAACACGGACUAUUGUUUAUGUAUACAAACAACGGAAAUAUUUAGACCACGGAUAAAGCCGGUAUCAACAAGGACCUCCCGGUUCCUACAGGGAGCCACCCGGUUGCAUUCGGUAGCUACACGGAUAAGGUGGCUACACGGAUGGACACUGAUGAUUAUCCGUCCGUCUUCUCCUGGAUGAAAAUUGAACAUGUUCAAUUUUUCUCCCGGAUAUGCCGGUACACCAAGGAUGGCGCCGGAUGAGUAGCCGGUGUGUACACGGUAAUCCCGGACUGUACGCGGAUGACUCCGGAUUGACAAUCCGGGAUGAUCCGUGUUGCUUCCGUGAAGGUGUAAAAGCGGGGAUACAAAAAAUCACCUUCGACAAGUCUGAAUUAAACGCUUCUAUUUAUUGCCAAACAGUGCGUGGUCUAUAGAAACGAAACUGAUCAUUAAACAAUAGCACUGCAAAUACAUAUCGCCGAGUUUUAAAUGCUUCUGCGUUAUAAAUUCAUCACGACUAUAAGGUCAUGUUACUUUGGCUAGGGUUUGUUGUUUGAUCUUUGCACUUACCACGUGUGGAGCACUCACGUAAGUCGAUAUGCAAACAUUGAUACCGGCAUUUGUUUCUUCUCCAAAUUGGGGAAAAGCAUGUGGAGGUAUCAUUGCUAUAUAUAGCUCUCAUUUAGAAUUAUCCGCAGUUGAUACGAUUAUGCUGGACAAUCGUUUUUAAAAGAAAUAUCUAGGCAAUCGUGUUGUUGGCAUCCCUGCAAUAAUUUUGAUUUCAAAAAAAAAUAUCCUAUAUAGAUAUUGCGUUUGAAAGUCUGAAAGUCGAGGGGGGGGAUAAAAUAGCCCUGCCUGGUAAAAUAAAAAGGAAAUAAAGGCCGGGAAUAAAGGUGAUAUUGGAUGCCUGUAUAAUACUGCCAAUGAUUUCCAUCUGAAGAUCAAAAUUCUAUGGCUUGGACUCGGAGUUGCGUCCUUUUCUCGCCAGAAUAGAAUUGAGAUUUAUCGUCAGAAGGAAUCUUUUAAAGUGUUGUGAACGCUAACUUUUCCAUGUCAAUUUUUUGGGGGUGAUGAAGAGGGAGAUUAGAGCGAUCCCUCGAUUAUCUUGCCUUCCAAUCGUUUUGCAGUCAGGGGUGGAGCUUACGAUGCUCUAGUCUUCAUGAAUGACUGCUAACUGCACUGAAUGCCUAUCGCCACGCCCACAAAAUGCACUAUUGAUAGAAAGAAGCAGGGACUUUACAGAACGCACCUUGUAACAAAAAAAAAAUAAAGGCUUUAUUGACUGCAGUCCAACAAUGGAAUCAUACGUGAAAACAACAACAAAAAACGACCGAGACACUCACCCCUGUGAUUUGCUGCUCAUCUAUUGCGACAUAAAAAGUCAUCUUCCAGUAUAAAGAGUGGAACAAUCAUUUAAAACACUACAGUUGUACAGAUUCUGGCGGUUAAACAGUAUGAUUAUAACCUCAAUGCAGUUUGAUUGCAAUCAGGUCAAAAUAUAAAGUAUAGUGACUUUCGUUCAACGUAUCAUCUUUUUAAAGACAUUCGAUCGAACUUUCGGGACAGCCCAACCAAUCCUAAUAAUAUACUCUCAAAUAGACGUCUAGAGUAUUAUUACGAAUGGUAGAACCAUGCUAGAACAGUGGUGAACUGAUGGUAUUUAAGAUGCUGAAACGUGGAGAGCAGAGAGACCAUUGUUAAUAUCGAGAACAUCUAGAUGCAGUAGUGUAUGAAAUCACUUGAAAUAAUAACGAUGCACAGUCAAUACAUCUCAUCAAACAUCAAAUUAUCACUGCCUAAUGUCAAGUUAUUGACAUCAGCUACAUUAUGUGUAUUAACAGUAUGCCUGGUGUUUCGAAUCAUUCGUUCUCUGUGGUUCAAGAAGGGAGAUGGAAGACGGCGCCCCCCUGGACCCAAGGGACUGCCCCUCUUAGGCUCACUUCUGGAUCUACGCUACGACGUUUUGAUGAAAUUGAAGCAAUUCGCCCAAGAGUAUGGAAGCAUUUACACCAUAAACUUGGGACCAACAAGACUGGUUGUCCUCAACGAUAAGGAUUCCAUUAAGGAAGCUUUCGUGACCAACGCAGCAGACAUGAGUGACCGUCCACAAGCUAUGCUGGAUACUCUUCAACAAACAAGAGGAAUCAUCUUAAGACAACCAGGUCACCUCCAUCGUCAACACCGAAAUUUCCUCUCCAACGGUUUUCGGCUCAUCAAACUAGGAGUCCCAGAGUUCAGUUUUCACAUCCAUCCACACAUCGACAAGUUCAAAGACAAAUUAAUCUCUUCAGAAGGCCAGAGUGUGCAGAUAUGUCCAAUCAGUCACUGCCUCCUAUUUGAAAUCUUUACCGACUUGAUGCUAGGCGAGGUUCCCGACUCUAAUUCUGAGGAGGUCAAAAAACUAUUGGAUGUCCUGUAUAAGGCACUGUCACCAAACCCGAUGUUGGUGUUAGCAGGGAAAGCUAUUCCCAAGUGGCUAAAGUCUGCUCUGAGUGACUGGAUUGACAUGUCAGACUCUCUUUCAAAGGUUACCCUCUACCUCAGGGAACAUAUCCAGGAGCACAGGAAAACCUACGAGGGUGAUCCCCAAAACCUGAUUGAUGCUUUCUUGUUGAAAGAACAGCAAGAAUUGGACAAAUAUAACAGACUAAGGAAAGAUGAUAUCGGUAGCAGUGGGGGAAAAAGUGACCAAGAGUCUCCCGAGACAUCUCCAAGGGUGACAUCAGUCAUGGUGAAUGACCAAGAGGAAAAUGAAAAAAAUCUUGCAGCUAUUUUAAUGGAUGUAUUUCAGGCUGGAUGCACUAGUAUUGUUGCUUCUUUGCAGUGGCUCCUGCUAGAUCUAGCACUUCAUCAAGAUGUCCAAGAGAAGAUGAGGAAGGAAAUAGACGGAUAUGUUGAGGAAAGAAACCACAGGCCCUCUCUUCUCAUAAGAAGUGACAACUUUCAUUAUACCAAGGCAGUGAUGUUGGAGAGUCUUCGCCUUCAUCCUCCUGCUCCACUGGGAGCACCACACUGUGCUGCACGAGACACCAAACUUGGCGGUUUUCACAUCGAUAAGGGCACCAUAAUACUCUCAAAUCUAUUGAGUGCUUUACAAGACUCCAAGCAAUGGAAGGAUGCUGGUGACUUUCGACCAGAAAGAUUUCUCAAUGAAGAUGGCACCCUAGAAAAGAGAGACACCCUUGGGUUUUCAACUGGACCUCGUCUGUGUCCUGGAAAGCUCCUGACGAACACAGUUAUUAGUUCCAUCUUGACUGAAAUCAUACAAGACUUCACAUUUCACUUACCACCAGAUCACAAGUUCUCCCUCAAAGGAAUUCCUGGAAUCGUCUACAAUCCUCAACCCUUUUCCAUCAUUGCUAAACAACGACAGAGAUGAUCUACAUAUGGGGUUCUUUGAAUUAUCCCACAAAGUACAUAUUUCUAAAAAAUGUUUUGCAAAUAAAGUUUUUAGCCUUUCUUAUUCAAAACAUACUCUUUCGAUUGAAUAUGUUCUGAACAACCAGUAAUUCAUUUCAGCAAAUAUUUCGACUUUUUGUUAGUUUCGUUGGCUUUCCUUUUCUAAUUUACUGUCCAAAUGAAUGUCAUCAGAUUAAAUGUUCAUAAAAAGUCUGCAUGCUUCUUAUCCCCUUUCCUUCAGGAAACAAUCAAAUCUUUCCCCCACAGGAAAUCAUCAAGGAUUAAUUUCUAAUUAUUAAAAAAAAAUCUUCAAGGAAACACCCACAUCAAACAACCUAAUUUUGUUUAAUUUUCGCCACUAAGCUGUAGGUUCUGAGGGUGCAAAAGGGAAAUAAAGAUAUUGUUUUUGCUUCUAUAAGCAGAAUGAAAUGCAUUAUAAAACAUGAUGAAACCAAGUUAUUUACGCUUUCAUAUCUUCUGAAAAAACAACAAAAAAUAACAAGGAAUUGAUACCCGCCAUGGUACAUUUUUUUAAUUUGGACAUUAAAUAAAUGAAAAUACACAAGGAGAUAAUCUGAAGUGAAUAUAUCCAAAUGUAUGGGCUGCAUUCUAAACCUGAAGCAUAAACAUGUGGUUUUUCAAAAGAAGAAGAUUCACAUUUAAAAAGGGUAAAAAGCAGUAUGUGCUUACAGACUUUUUUAGAUUCAUUCAUUUACAUUUGACAUUUAUCAGGAUGAAGCAAAAGAGGUUCUUAACAUGGAUACAAAGCAAGAAUUAUCAAUGAUCCACUUAAGGAAUUAAAUACAUUUAUUUUCAAAAUAGCAUAGGUGUGGUUAUGUGCAUAUAUCUUAACUCACCGUAAAUGUCACUUUAUCUGAUGUGUGUGGGAGGUCUUAUCGGUCUGAGAGGAGAAAAUCAAUGAAGUAGAAACAAGCCCUUCUUGUGGGAAGAAAUUUUAUAUUUUACCUUGUUAAGAGGAUGCAUAUAAGCCAAACGCUUAAGUCUUACUAUACCUGAUAACAAUGCUAUUUUUAAUUCUCUUCCCUCCCUUUAUUUCCUGCAUCAAUCUAAAUAUAAAUUGCUGUUGGAUCUUGCAACUGAUUUUUUUGUCUAUCAUUUCAUUGCUGGUGUAUAAUUUGUCUUACAAUCUUAAUGUCUUUGUUUCACCACUUUUCAAAUGAAAAUUCUGCAUUACAUUAAAACUUCAUAACUCAUUUUUCAGUCAAUUCUAAUGAAAGGUGUAAAAAUCCACAACUUCACCAGAAUAGGAUGUUAAAGGUUAUUUCAAAGCUUUGCAUAGACAUGUAUAAUUACACAUUUAGUACGCAAAUCAGUGAGUAAAAUCCCACCCCACAAAACGCACACACAUAUUCCUUGUUAAAAUCAUAUCUUAUUACACAAAAUUUUAAAUUUCAUUUCAAUGGAGCAGUAUGGUUGGUAUUCUCAUGUCAAUUAUCAUUAUCAUUAUUAUUCAGUGUGAAACAUGUAGCUUUUUUGUUGUACAGUCUAUGAAAUUUGAUAUAUUUGAAAUAUAAUAAAGCAAAUCCUUAAAGCAUAAUGGUACAUGAUGUAAUCAAAUCUGCAUUUUCAUAUCAGGUAAAAAUUGUAUAUUGCAGUUUAAUUUAAAAAAGGGUGAAUAUAAAAUGCUAUUCUUUAUUUCAUAUUGAUUCUAGAUUAUUAAUUAUGGUUAUUUAUUGUAUUCAAAUCAACUUGAUGUAUGUAUAGGACAGACUGUUUCAUAUAAUUUUCAUAAUUUAUUUCUUCUUGUUCCCUCUCUCUCCCUUUCUACAUCUCUCUUUCCAUAGAAAAAUCUGGAUUUUCAUUUUUUGUUGUUGAAAAUGUUACAUAUAGGAUUUAAGUUUAGCUAAGACUAUAUUCACAUCUUCAUUAGAUUAACACAUAUUUUUUUUCAGUUUGACUACUUUCAAUGAACACAGCUUUCUUAUACACAGUGACUUUAGAGAAGCCUUUCCUCUCAGUAUCUGCAUGUGUGUGUAUUUGAAUUUUUUCAGAUGUGUAUCAAUAAAAAAUUAUUAUUUACACCUGGGACAGACCUUUAACAUCACCAUCCAAAAGACAUGACCAGGGUAAUGAUGUCAUCAGUCCCCUCAUUGCAUACUGACAAGGAUGUGAAUAUAAUUGUUUUGUGAAAUUAAGGGAAAAUUUGAAAUGUCAUACCUGUUAUUUUAUAUCCAAUUUAUAAGAAAUAUUCAGUGUUAUGCUUGUUGGGGUGCAGUUGUUUCAGGAGUUUAAUAUUUUUGGAUGACUUCAGGAAGACCGUUCCAUAGCUAUAAUACUAGAAAAGCACAGAAUAUUAUGCUCAGUGAAAAAAAAAAAUAUUGCUUUAUGUCAUCAAUCAUUAAAGUGAGUCAAUUAAUACUAUGAGGUAAGGUUUCAUAGCUAUGAUAUUGCUUAGAUUUAAUGGUAUGUAUGUUUCAUUUCAAUUCAUCAUGUUUUUGUAUUUCAUUGAUCAUUUAAGUCACAAACAAUAUAUGCACUGUUUCACUGUGCAUUAUAUUUGAUAAGUGUAUUACACUGUGUAGUGUGUACUAUUUCAAGUGUGCAUCACCCUUAGGGUGACGUUCGUUUUUCAGAAGGUUCGUUAUUCCGAAAGGUUCAUUUGUCUGAAAAGGAAAGGUUUGUUAGUCCGAGAGUGUAAAAAGGCUUGUUAGUCCAAAAAAAGCUGGUAACGCUGGCUGGGAUGGCUGUUUUGCCUCGCGCCACAUCCAUAAAAGGGAGAUUGAUGCCCUUGAUUGAGGUCUUAAUUGCUCCUAUUCUGGUCCAAAUAAUACUGCCCCAUACGCAUGCAGCAGGCCGGCAUUUUCAGGUUUGUUAGUGGUAAACAUUUAAUCAAGAAUGUAUCUUUUACUAGCAAUUUGAACUUGAACAAGACAAUUUUAAAAUGCACCAAUACUUCUCCAGCAAAAUUUACAGGUCUGGCAAGGAAAGAUAAAACAUAUCUAAUAGGCCCUAUUGAUUCUUGUAUGAAAAUAAACUAGUCCCAUAAGCCUAUGACCACCCUUUUCAGACUACCGAAUCUUAUUUCAUUUUUUGAUUAGCAAACCUUUGGAUUAUUAAACCUUAUUUCAUUUUCGGAUUAACGAACCUUCGGAGCAACAAACCUUAUUUCAUUUUUAGGUUAAAACCUUCAGAAUAAUGAACCUUAUUUCAUGAUAAGAUUAUUAACAAACCUUUAGAAUAAUACCACAAGUGUUUACAUUUACAAGCUUUUUGAUCAUUUUUGGACUAACAAACAUUAAGGUACAUGUAUAAGCAAUUUACGUGUUUCAGAAUUACGAACCUUCAGGCUAACAAACCUUCGGAAUAACGAACUGUAACCAACCCUUACAUGUGUAAAAAAAAAUUGCUAUAUCAAGAACACCUCCCAAAGUUUUGAUCAAUCCCAUUUACCAAUGUUCAUCAAUUGGUAACUUAUCUGCUGUUCAGUAGCUAUAUAGUAAUGUUUUGUAUUCAAAUAUAAUGACCACAAUUAUGUACUGUUGGUUCUCUGUAUAAAACUUUGCAUAUCCAUGUGGAUUAAAUUCCUUUGGGAUAUUGCUAAGUAUGCUCAAAUUUAUCCCUAAAUUUUGAGCAUAUUUCUUUGUGAAGAAAUUAAUGGAGUCAUUUGGUCCAGUUGCCAGGGGCUGUAUUCUGAAAAUUGUCUAAAAUAGAAGUAUUCUUGUAUCUUUACAGUUACAAUAAAAUCUGUAUUCUG